Molecule: messenger RNA, 1393 nt
Organism: Syzygium oleosum
Lineage: Eukaryota; Viridiplantae; Streptophyta; Magnoliopsida; Myrtales; Myrtaceae
Product: carboxylesterase 1-like
Exons: 1
Coding region: 182-1258 (358 amino acids)
Molecular function (GO): hydrolase activity
Source: RefSeq, a predicted model, not a curated record
UUUAAAGAAAUCAUAACAUUUUCACAAUUUUUAAGUGAGUCAAGCAUUUCCACAAAUAAAUCUUGGGAAGAGCAACAGAACUUUUCGUGCUUAGCAAAGUUCCUGCUGGCCAGGUCAUAACUACAGGCCACAAUGAUAUAAGAAUCCCCAUUUGCCUCGUCCCUCCCAUCAAUGCAAUGCAAUGCAAUGCUCUGUGCUUAACACCAUGUUAACCGAAACUGCAUCCUCCGAUCUCACCGUCAACCCUUGGGAACAUCUCCAGGUCACCCUCAAUCCCGACGGCACCCUCAACCGCGACCGCCACUUCAUACCGGUCACCUCCACCACACCCAAUCCCACCUCUCCCACCAAUCCAGUCCUCUCCAAGGACGUCCCAAUCAACCCUUCCCACAACACCUGGGCCAGGAUCUUCCUACCCCACCGUGCAACGUCGUGCUCGGAGGAGAAACGCCCCCUCAUAGUUUACUACCAUGGCGGGGGAUUUAUUUUCUGCAGCGCGGCUUCGACGGUAUUUCAUGAGUUCUGUGUCACUUUGGCGAGGGAGCUCUCCGCUGUCGUCGUGUCGGUGGAGUAUCGCCUCGCCCCGGAGCACCGGCUCCCCAUGGCGUAUGAUGACGCUAUGGAGGCGCUACACUGGGUUAAAGCCACCCGAGACGAGUGGCUCGCGGACCACGCGGAUCUCUCCACGUGCUAUCUCAUGGGCAACAGCGCGGGCGGCAAUGUGGCCUUCCAUGCAGGGCUGCGUGCGUCCGCAUCGCACGACGACCUCGAGCCGUUGAAGAUCCGAGGGCUGAUACUGCACCACCCCUUCUUCAGUGGCACCCAGAGGACGCCAUCAGAGCUGAGGCUGGCGAGCGACCAGACGCUGCCGCUGGCGGCAAACGAUCUCAUGUGGGAGCUGUCGCUGCCGCUUGGGGUUAACCGCGACCACGUGUACUAUAAUCCAGCAAUGGACGGUGGCUCCAAGCUCUCGGAAGGAGUGGAUAAGAUGAGGUCACUGGGGUGGAGGCUACUGGUCAUCGGCUGCGACGGAGACCCACUAAUCAAUCGACAGGUGGAGCUAGUGAAACUGUUGAGAAAGAAGGGAGUGAGAGUGACGAGCGAUUUUGCUGAGGGUGGACAUCAUGGGAUUGAGAUCACGGAACCGGAGAAGAGCAAGCCUCUGGUCCAAACCUUGAGGAGUUUCAUGUCGACGACUGGGACUGGUCAGGGCGUGGUCGGUCCACCGGAUGGAGUCUCCACGCAAAAUGUGGUCUGAGCUUUUUCUUUGUUUAUCACACCCUAUGAAAUUGAAAGGGUCAUGACGGUUCCGAACCACUCAAUCGGGCAUGCUGUUGUUUCUCGUCUAAAUUGAUUCCUAUCGCCUUUAAGGCUCAAGAGUAUCAUGUGGUUU